Messenger RNA from Aureobasidium melanogenum CBS 110374, 2625 nucleotides. Its product is annotated as TPR-like protein. Lineage: Eukaryota; Fungi; Ascomycota; Dothideomycetes; Dothideales; Saccotheciaceae. The annotation marks the transcript as partial. The record is from RefSeq and is a predicted model, not a curated record. Gene Ontology annotation, cellular component: transcription factor TFIIIC complex. Gene Ontology annotation, molecular function: protein binding. The transcript is spliced from 3 exons. Gene Ontology annotation, biological process: transcription by RNA polymerase III.
GAGUUCAAGAGGUUGCAGUCACUUGCCACGCAAGCCUUCUUGAAUAACAACUACCAGGCUGCUGCAGAUUAUGCGCGUGAUGCUGUCAAGGCUAACCCUGAGAUUUUCGCUGCCCACAGUUUGCUGUCUGAGAUUCUUUUGGCACAAGGAAAAGAUCAGGACUCGCUGACUGUGCUCUUGCACGGCGCUCACACAAGACGUGAUCCGGCUCUCUGGUGGACUGUUGCAGAGCGAACUCUGGAACUGGCAGGAGAGAACCGUACUCCCGCUGUGCUUGAACAAGCCAUCUAUUGUUUCGCCUGGGCGAUCAAGCUCGACCCGGAUGAUUACGAUGCUCGCCGUGAGAAGCUAAACCUACUUCUCGAAUCUGAGCAACCUUCGAGAGCAAGAGGAGAAGCCAAGAUGAUGGUCCGCCAGAAACCUCACGACCUCAACAUUGUCAAACAGUACGCCGAUCUGUGUGCCUACUCGGCAAGUUUGCCAGAGAUUCAGCGUGCAAAGGAUGCCUACGAUGUUGCAAUCAAUUUCUACUUCAAAGGCAGAUCUCUCGGUGUUCCAGAGACGCAAUGGUCUCACCUCAACGUCUACCUCGAUCUGGUUGAGAAAUGCGAGAAUCCUACACAAGCAGCUUUUCAUCUCAAGAAGCUCUCGAGAUGGUUGCUUGGAAGAAAGGAAGACACUUUUUGGGAUGAAGUGACAAGUGACGACAGGGAGUUUGACAACGACGACGUGCCCCGAAGAAUCCAAAUCCCGGAGUUCAAGUACAGUCGAUACACAAACAAGAAAGAGAUGUAUGGCGAAGGUCUACCUCUGGAACUGCGUGUCAAACUCGGUCUCUUCCGCGUGAAGAUAAGCAGAGCCGAUCUCCCCGAGGCCAUGCGCCACUUUCAGAUUCUCCUGGAUCUCAAGGACGAAAUUGCAGAGUACUUUGAUUUGUUCAGAGAUGUUGCCGAGGCCUUGAUCGAGCAGACAUACUACGCAGAAGCCAUCAUGUUCUACGAGCCCAUCAGAUCCGUGCCAGAAGCAUGCGACCACGACUACUACAUGAAGCUUGCAGACUGCUACAUGAUGUUUAACCGCAACGCAGAUGCAGAAUCCUGCUGGAAGUUCAUUGUCGACAACGACCCAGAAGACAUCAAGUCGCGUAUUGCCUUGGCCAAACUCUAUGAAGCUGAGCAGAGAAUGGCAGAGGCUGUUCCACUGGUACACGAGGUCAUUAGGCUUGGCCGAAGUGAUGCAGUAAAAAAGGCCAAGAUCACUGUUGAUAAGCCUCCGCCACCACGAGCUCUUGCGCCUCUUAUGCCGCGACCUGAACAAUCUGCUCCUAUAAGCAGAGUUGCAGCCUCACGGGCCCGCGUAUCUCAAACCUUCGAACGUCUCCAACAACAAGACCAACGCAUCAAAGCCAACCACGUGCUCGUCAACUCCGCUCGAGAGAGCUUAGACGAAGACGACGAUGCCCUACAAACCUACUUCGAAGCCGCCCAAGAAAUGAUCGACGACUUCAAGACCGUACGAGCCUUUUAUCCUGGCCGCGACAAACACAUCAAAUUCACCGGCUACGGACGCAACACCAAAAACCCUGUGGUUGCCGAGAUGGAAGCUAUGAAAAAGCGCAUCGCAGAAGAUGGAAGUAUGGAUGUAGACGAUCAAGUGCCAGACGAAAGCAUCCCUGACAACUUCCACGAUAUCAAGUUUACAGAAUGGCUAGACAUGUUUUGCGAAUACGCUUUACUGCUUGCCAAAGCAGCCGAUCGCGAAAAAUGCUAUGAGGUGUUGACGACAGCGUUUAGUUGUACGGUGUUUUACCACAGUUUGGCGCAUAAAACUCAAAUCCAUGCGACAUGGAUGGCGUGUGCCUUACUCCUCAACGACGAGCAAAAAGUCUGCGAAGUAGGACGAUUCUUUAUCAUCGAGUGGCCGCACAGCGGUGCAGCAUACCAACUCUUCGCAGCCGUAAACCGUUUGUUUGCGGGCUACAGUAACUGGUUCAACAGCGGUCCCACCCAAAAGUUCAUCCUGCGUCAAGUAAAAGCCCUCGAUUAUGCACUCCUUGACCCCGAGUCUCGGGCUUUGUAUGCAUUCACAGGCCAAGAAAGAUCCUCCUACACACACGCCGGCAAAAGAGACGCAAACCCUUUCAACCUUCCCGAUCUCGAUGCAGGCGUAAUCUCUCUCUACGGCCACAUCAUGGCAGCAGCACAAUCCUGGACCUCAGCUCUAAACUACUAUUUCCGCGCGCUGACACUGGAUCCCGAUAACGUGUCUAUCAAUCUAUGUAUUGCGACUGCAUACAUGCAAAUGGCAAUGAAACGACAAGCAGAAAACAGACAUUGGCAAAUCUAUCAAGGCGUGGCGUUUUUGCAGAAAUACGUUGCGUUGCGCAUGAAGACCGGACAGGCGAUUCAUGAGCAAGAGGCUGUGUAUAAUGUAGGUCGUUCCUGGCAUUUGCUGGGCAUUAUGCAUUUGGCGAUUCCAGAGUAUGAAAAGUGUUUGGCGCUGGCAGAUAAGGUGGAUCCUGAGGAGUUUACUCAGGAGGCGGCGUUUGCGUUGAUGCAUAUUCUUGCCAUGAACAGCAACGAAAAGGCGGCCAGGAAGAUUGCUGAGAAGUAUCUGGUCAUGUGA